ACAAAAUUCUUCUGAUUUCUUCCUCUUAAACGCUUCCACUCUUUCCAGUCGCUACUGUUGCUUAAUUUACUCUGUGCUGAUCAAUCUGGAAUGGAUCGUCUUGUGGGGCUUAUGUUCUACUUUUUUCAUGUGAAAAUAAUCAGUCUUCUGGAGGAGAAGAGGCUUCAUCCUGAUUUCUCUCACCCCAGUAUUAACGAGGUUGAUAUCUACCAGUUCGAUCCCUACGACUUGCCUGGGCUUUCAGAAAGCGACUCCGAUGAACAAGGAUGGUACUUUUUCUCUGAACCUUAUUACAAGUAUGCAAAGAGUAAACGUGCCAACCGACGAACCCAUGGUGGGUAUUGGAAGAUAACUGGUCCAGGUUGUUUUGUCAAGAAUAAAAGUGGCCGAGUCAUCGGCAGUAAAAAGAAUCUGGUUUUUUAUAGACUUGGUGGUACUUCUAAGGGAGCCAAGACUGACUGGGUCAUGCACGAGUUCUAUGUCAAGGAUGAGAGUGACCCUCGUUAUAAGAAGGAUUUUGUUAUUUGUUUCAUAGAAAAAAAAUCAAAUAACAAAUCUACCGUUUCAACUCCUGAUGAUGGUCAGCCAAGUGAGAGUUUGUCUUCUAAUUCUGUAUGUAAAGUUACAGAAAACCCUAACACAGAGGUUGAAUCUCAGUCAUCAUCAAGUCACCAUUUGAUUCCCGAUUCUGGAAAGAAUAUUGCAGAAAAUUCUUAUUCAGAAGUGGGACAUCGACUACUACAAACAACCAAUAUGGUUACUGUACCGGGAAGUUUGAUUCCAGAAAGUACUACCUCAGUGGUAGAACCUCAACUACUAUCUAGUGAUGGUUUUGUUCCUGAACAGAUGAAUCAUAUUCCAGAAAUUACCUGCCUAACACAGGUAAUUCCUCAACUACAAGCUGAAUUUGAUGCAACCAACAGCUCUAAUUGGUUGAAUCACAGCUCUAUUCCUGCACUACAGAUGCCAAUCAAUCCAGACCACUACCAGGGAUUCAAUAGCUGCCAAUACUCAACUGGGUUUAGUGAAGAUUGUAAUGUGCGGGGUUUCGAGUUUCCAGAAAGUACUACCUCAAUGGUAAAACCUCAACUACUUUCUGGUCAUGGUUUUGUUCCUGACCCGAUGUAUCAUAUUCCAGAAAUUACCUGCCCAAUGCAGGUAGAUCCUCAACUACAAGCUGAAUUUGAUGCAACCAAUGACUCUAAUUGGUUGAAUCAAAGCUCUAUCCCAGCACUACAGUUGCCAAUCGAUCCAGACCACUGCCAGGGAUUCAGUGGCUCCCAAUACUCAACUGGAUUUAGUGACGACUGUAAUGUGCAGGAUUUCGGGUUGGAGGGUGAAUUUGGAGAUGUGAAUUCACUAUGGAACUUCGAGAAUGAAUUUCCUUGGGAAGUUACCGGACAGAUUCCUCCUGUUCGUGGAGACACUGAAACCAUCAACUACACUUCAGUAGCAUGUGGACUGUAAACCGCAUCUUCUGUGACCAUGUUAAAUCGUCAGUUUGUAUUUCUAUGUAAUAGUAUGGCCAAGUUCUGGAGACUUGAGCUUGUUCGAUGGGGAUGCUACUCAUCCUUUCACUAUGGAAAAUGUCUUAGAAUUUUUGUUAAGUUCGUUCAAUACACGUUCCUCUGCUCAUUCCAGGAACUAGCCUGAUGUAAAAUCAUUUGUAUCUUCUAAUCUAGCUUUUGUCAAGAUGUUAUCAUUUUGUUCCUA
Molecule: messenger RNA, 1713 nt
Organism: Mangifera indica (mango)
Lineage: Eukaryota; Viridiplantae; Streptophyta; Magnoliopsida; Sapindales; Anacardiaceae
Product: NAC domain-containing protein 19-like
Exons: 9
Coding region: 91-1467 (458 amino acids)
Biological process (GO): regulation of DNA-templated transcription
Molecular function (GO): DNA binding
Source: RefSeq, a predicted model, not a curated record